CACUAAUAAGAGUUGUAGACGUUAGAUAUAUAUAUAUACCUUUUGAAGCAUCUCUGACCAUAACUGAUCAAAGUAAAGUCAACAAUGUAUCAUCACCUGUUUCAGAUCUCCAGCGAUGUCCUCAAAACUUUGGGGUUGAAGAUGAAGUUUAUGAUAACAUUCAUCUUCACCAGCGUACUCAUUGGUUCCAUAUUCUUACUAUCAUCCCCAAACAACUUCAACGACCAACUUCUUUACGCUACAAUCAACGGUUCAAAAGAAUCCAAAACACCUCAGGAUAAGUUGUUAGGAGGGCUAUUAACACCAGAUUUCGACGAACGUUCUUGCGUGAGCAGGUACUAUAAAUCAUCCUUGUACCGCAAGCCAUCUCCAUACAAGCCUUCCGAGUAUCUCAUCUCCAAGCUAAGAAGCUACGAGAAGCUCCACAAGCGUUGCGGUCCAGGGACACAAGCUUACAAAGAAGCAACCAAGAAUCUUAUUGGUCAUAACGACAAGAACUACGCAAACGAAACCGUUGGUGAAUGUAAAUACAUCGUGUGGGUCGCGGUCUACGGUCUCGGAAACAGAAUACUAACUCUAGCAUCCGUCUUCCUCUACGCGCUAUUAACAGACAGAGUCGUUCUCGUUGAUCAAAGCAAAGACAUUAACGAUCUCUUCUGCGAGCCGUUUCCAGGUACCUCGUGGUUGCUCCCUCGUGACUUCCCAUUGACGAGGCAGAUCGAUGGAUACAAUAAGGGAUACACUCGUUGUUACGGAACAAUGUUGAACAACCACGCGAUCAGCGCGAACUCCACCCCGCCGCAUCUGUAUCUUCAUAUCUUACACGAUUCAAGAGAUGAAGACAAGAUGUUCUUCUGUCCGAAAGACCAAACACUGAUCGAUAAAGUCCCUUGGUUGAUUGUUAAGGCCAACGUCUACUUUGUCCCAUCUCUAUGGUUUAAUCCAGCUUUUCAGACAGAACUGGUGAAGCUCUUCCCGCGGAAAGAAGCAGUGUUUCAUCUCCUGGCUAAGUAUAUUUACCACCCGACGAACGAAGUUUGGGGUAUGAUCACAAGUUACUACAAGGCGCACUUAGCUAGAGCUGACGAGAGGCUCGGGAUUCAGAUACGUGUCUUCAGCGGCGGCGCGGGGUAUUUAAAAAACGUCAUGGACCAGGUCUUGUCCUGUACGCAAAGAGAGAAGCUACUACCUCAAGUCGCGGGUACACAAGAGGUUAACGUAACUCAAAGUCAGAAAGUUAAAGCGGUUCUUGUCACGUCACUGUAUCCAGAGUACUCUGAUCGUUUGAGGAACAUGUUUUCGAAGAAAGAUAGUUCGAGAGGAGAGGUAAUCAAAGUUUAUCAACCAAGUGGAGAAAGGUAUCAACAAACAGACAAGAAGAUUCACGACCAAAAGGCUUUAACGGAGAUGUAUCUUCUGAGUUUAACUGAUAACGUUGUCACGAGCGCGAGGUCCACUUUUGGAUACGUUGCUCAUAGUCUUGGAGGGUUAAAGCCGUGGUUGCUGUAUCAGCCGAGGGAUGCUUCGGUUCCUGAUCCGCCGUGUGUUCGGUCUACUUCGAUUGAGCCUUGUCAUCUUACUUCACCGUCUCAUGGGUGUGAUGCUGAUUGGGGAACUGACUCAGGGAAGGUUCUUCCGUUUGUAAAGCAUUGUGAGGAUCGUGAUAAUGAUGGUCUCAAGCUGUUUGAUGAGUUGUAGUAGUUCCUUCUUUAGCUUUUAUUUCAUUGGAUUAUUUUGAUUCUUGUCUAUUAAUAAUUAUUUAAAUGUUUAAUAGAAGACUGUACGUAAUUAUAUCCGCUGUAUCAAUAUUUAAAUGCAU
Messenger RNA from Brassica rapa (field mustard), 1819 nucleotides. Its product is annotated as fucosyltransferase 6. Gene Ontology annotation, biological process: cell wall biogenesis; xyloglucan biosynthetic process. NCBI's taxonomy places the organism in Eukaryota, Viridiplantae, Streptophyta, Magnoliopsida, Brassicales, Brassicaceae. Gene Ontology annotation, molecular function: galactoside 2-alpha-L-fucosyltransferase activity. Gene Ontology annotation, cellular component: membrane; Golgi apparatus. The record is from RefSeq and is a predicted model, not a curated record.